AUGGUGCCGCCUCCCCUGUCGCCGCCGCUGUGCAUGUUGCCGGCAGGCCCCGGGCCUCCCCGCUUCGUGUGUUACUGCGAGGGGACCGGGGCCAGAGACGGUUUCAACCUCUAUGUGACGGACGCCGUGGAGCUCUGGGGUACCUGCUUCACGUCGGACGCGCUGCCGGCCCUCAAAGCCCGGUUUGGCCUGAACGCAGUUGAAGACCUCGCCCCCCGGUUCAGGGCCGCCUGUGAACAGCAAGCCGUGACCCUGAGCCUACAGGAGGACAGCGCAUCCCUGACCCUAUCCGGGGAACCCGCGACCCUGACCUUUGAGCUCUCCAAGGUGCCGGGCCCCGAGGCAGCCCCCAAGUUGCAGGCGCUCACCCUGGGCCUGGCAGAACGCGUGUGCAGGUUGGAGCAGCAGCUGGCCGCCGCGGAGGAGAAGGCCACCAGCCCCAGGAAGAGCCCCAGGCAGGUGGGACCCCAGCUCUUUUUACCCGACCCCGAUCCUCAGAGGGGCGGCCCUGGUCCUGGUGUCAAGAGACAGAGCCCGGGAGAGUCUCUUAUCAACCCUGGCUUCAAGAGGCUCUGGGUGUACAGUACACGGGGACUUGGGAAGACCCCGCCCCGCUCUCCCCCUGCGCCCAGAACUCCCCAAGACGGUUUCACUAUUUCCAUCCCCACCCGGCACACAGCCCAGCCCACCCUGCACAACCCACUCUGA
This is a messenger RNA of Chrysochloris asiatica (Cape golden mole), 708 nucleotides long. RefSeq names its product chromosome unknown open reading frame, human C9orf142 (gene PAXX). The record is from RefSeq and is a predicted model, not a curated record. Gene Ontology annotation, biological process: double-strand break repair via nonhomologous end joining. Lineage: Eukaryota; Metazoa; Chordata; Mammalia; Afrosoricida; Chrysochloridae. Gene Ontology annotation, cellular component: nonhomologous end joining complex; nucleus; site of double-strand break. The transcript is spliced from 7 exons. The coding region runs from base 1 to 708 and encodes 235 amino acids. Gene Ontology annotation, molecular function: molecular adaptor activity.